AUGGCACAAAUGGCAGCUGCGCCACUGAGGGCCAGGUUGGCGGGUCUCAGGGGUCACUUUAAAGGAAUGAGAAGCAUCAGUCGUCGGCCGACCAUGGAAACACUGCCGGUGGCGCGGAAGAAUGGGGUCGUCAGAGGGAUGGCUUCUUGUUUUGCCGCCUCCUUCCACCUGCUGAGUGCCCCUUGGUGCUGUGCACGCCCACUACCGCCCCUUGGUGCUGUGCACGCCCACUACCGCCCCUUGCUGCUGCUGCUCACGCCCACUACCGCCCCUUGGGUGCUGCUCACGCCCACUACCGCCCCUUGGGUGCUGCUCACGCCCACUACCGCCCCUUGCUGCUGCUGCUCACGCCUACUACCGCCCCUUGGGUGCUGCUCACGCCCACUACCGCCCCUUGCUGCUGCUGCUCACGCCCACUACCGCUCCUUGGUGCUGCUGCUCACGCCCACUACCGCCCCUUGGUGCUGCUGCUCACGCCCACUACCGCCCCUUGGUGCUGCUGCUCACGCCCACUACCGCCCCUUGGGUGCUGCUCACGCCCACUACCGCCCCUUGGGUGCUGCUCACGCCCACUACCGCCCCUUGGGUGCUGCUCACGCCCACUACCGCCCCUUGGGUGCUGCUCACGCCCACUACCGCCCCUUGGGUGCUGCUCACGCCCACUACCGCCCCUUGGGUGCUGCUCACGCCCACUACCGCCCCUUUGUGCUGCUCACGCCCACUACCGCCCCUUGGGUGCUGCUCACGCCCACUACCGCCCCUUGGGUGCUGCUCACGCCCACUACCGCCCCUUGGGUGCUGCUCACGCCCACUACCGCCCCUUGGGUGCUGCUCACGCCCACUACCGCCCCUUGGGUGCUGCUCACGCCCACUACCGCCCCUUGGUGCUGCUCACGCCCACUACCGCCCCUUGGAAUCUGGACACCACAUUGGGGUAGACUACCCUUGGUACACUACCCUGGAGUACCCAACCCUGGGGAGUACUACCCUGGAGUACCCAACCCUGGAGAGUACUACCCUGGAGUACCCAACCCUGGGGAGUACUACCCUGGAGUACCCAACCCUGGGGAGUACUACCCUGGAGUACCCAACCCUGGGGAGUACUAUCCUAGAGUACCCAACCCUGGGGAGUACUACCCUGGAGUACCCAACCCUGGGGAGUACUACCCUAGAGUACCCAACCCUGGGGAGUAUUACCCUGGAGUACCCAACCCUGGGGAGUACUACCCUAGAGUACCUAACCCUGGAGAGUACGACCCUAGAGUACACAACCCUGGGGAGUACUACCCUGGAGUACCCAACCCUGGGGAGUACUACCCUGGAGUACCCAACCCUGGAGAGUACUACCUUAGAGUACCCAACCCUGGGGAGUACUACCCUGGAGUACCCAACCCUGGGGAGUACUACCCUGGAGUACCCAACCCUGGGAAGUACUACCCUGGAGUACCCAACCCUGGAGAGUACUAUCCUAGAGUACCCAACCCUGGGGGGUACUACCCUAGAGUACCCAAUCCUGGAGAGUACGACCCUGGAGUACCCAACCCUGGGGAGUACUACCCUGGAGUACACAACCCUGGAGUACCCAACCCUGGGGAGUACUACCCUAGAGUACCUAACCCUGGAGAGUACGACCCUAGAGUACCCAACCCUGGGGAGUACUACCCUGGAGUACCCAACCCUGGGGAGUACUACCCUGGAGUACCCAACCCUGGAGAGUACUACCCUAGAGUACCCAACCCUGGGGGGUACUACCCUCUAGUACCCAAUCCUGGAGAGUACGACCCUGGAGUACCCAACCCUGGGGAGUACUACCCUGGAGUACCCAACCCUGGAGAGUACUACCCUGGAGUACACAACCCUGGAGAGUACUACCCUAGACUACCCAACCCUGGGGAGUACUACCCUGGAUUACACAACCCUGGAGAGUACGACCCUAGAGUACCCAACCCUGGGGAGUACUACCCUGGAGUACACAACCCUGGAGAGUACUACCCUAGAGUACACAACCCUGGAGAGUACGACCCUGGAGAGUACUACCCUGGAGUACCCAACCCUGGAGAGUACGACCCUGGAAUACCCAACCCUGGGGAGUACUACCCUGGAGUACCCAACCCUGGAGAGUACGACCCUGGAGUACCCAGCCCUGGGGAGUGCUACCCUAGAGUACCCAACCCUGGAGAGUACUACCCUACAGUACCCAACCCUGGAGAGUACUACCCUAGAGUACCCAACCCUAGGGAGUACUAG
This is a messenger RNA of Procambarus clarkii (red swamp crayfish), 2247 nucleotides long. NCBI's taxonomy places the organism in Eukaryota, Metazoa, Arthropoda, Malacostraca, Decapoda, Cambaridae. The record is from RefSeq and is a predicted model, not a curated record.